UUAACGUUAGUUACGAUGAGUGGAAGGGGCAAAGGCGGCAAAGGACUCGGAAAGGGAGGCGCUAAGCGGCACCGUAAAGUUCUUCGUGAUAACAUCCAGGGAAUCACCAAACCCGCCAUCCGCCGUCUGGCUCGCCGCGGCGGCGUCAAGCGGAUUUCUGGUCUUAUCUACGAGGAGACUCGCGGUGUGUUGAAGGUGUUCCUGGAGAACGUGAUCCGUGAUGCCGUCACCUACACUGAACACGCCAAGAGGAAGACUGUGACCCGUGUUGGC
Molecule: messenger RNA, 273 nt
Organism: Thalassophryne amazonica
Lineage: Eukaryota; Metazoa; Chordata; Actinopteri; Batrachoidiformes; Batrachoididae
Product: histone H4 type VIII-like
Exons: 1
Biological process (GO): nucleosome assembly
Cellular component (GO): nucleosome
Molecular function (GO): protein heterodimerization activity; structural constituent of chromatin; DNA binding
Source: RefSeq, a predicted model, not a curated record